UUGCUGACGAGUCCGAUGACCUGGUGGAUAAGUCGAAAGCUCAAAUCUUUGAAACAAAAAUUCAAAACCCCUGGCACAAUUCUCUGUUCUACUUUCUAUCUUCUCUCCAUUCAAUUAAUAUGGAGAUCAUAGCUACUGUAAAUCAAGGCCCUUUCAAUGUAAACACAAGAGCUUUUGCUGGUCGCUCAGUUUCAGCUCUUGGGCUCUCUUUGCCAUGCCUUAAAUCUCCACUCUAUAGCCAACGGAAAAGAAAUCUGGUCAUUAGGGAUUCUGUUGCUGUUGAACAGCAGACUCAAACUAAGGCUGCUGUGAUUAGAAUUGGCACUCGCGGAAGCCCACUGGCACUUGCCCAAGCUUAUGAAACGCAGAAUAAACUGAUAGAGACACAUCCUGAGUUAGCUGAAGAAGGUGCCAUUCAAAUUGUAAUCAUUAAAACCACUGGUGAUAAAAUAUUGAGUCAGCCACUGGCAGAUAUAGGUGGAAAGGGCCUGUUCACGAAAGAAAUAGACGAGGCACUCAUUAAUAGUGAAAUUGAUAUAGCUGUCCACUCAAUGAAAGACGUUCCCACAUAUCUUCCUGACAAGACAAUAUUACCUUGCAAUCUUCCACGUGAGGAUGUCCGGGAUGCAUUUAUUUGUUUGACUGCAGCUUCAUUGGCCGAGCUUCCUGCAGGAAGCACUGUGGGCACUGCUUCACUUAGAAGGAAGUCCCAAAUACUCCACAGAUAUCCAUCACUUAAUGUGCUUGAGAACUUUCGAGGCAAUGUACAAACAAGAUUAAGAAAAUUAAAUGAGGGAGUUGUCCAAGCAACGUUAUUGGCAUUAGCUGGACUCAAACGCCUCAACAUGACAGAAAAUGUUACUGCCGUUCUGUCUAUUGAUGAUAUGCUUCCAGCUGUUGCUCAAGGAGCUAUUGGAAUUGCCUGUAGAAGUGAUGACGAAAUGAUGGCUAAUUACUUAGCGUCCUUGAAUCACGAGGACACCAGAUUAGCAGUUUCAUGUGAGAGAGCUUUUCUAGAGAAAUUGGAGGGUUCUUGUCGAACUCCAAUUGCAGGAUACGCUCAUAGGGACGAGGAUGGAAGAUGUAUUUUUAAAGCAUUGGUGGCAUCCCCAGAUGGAACCCGAGUACUUGAAACCUCUCGAAAAGGUCCAUAUGCUUUUGAAGAUAUGAUAUUGAUGGGGAAGGAUGCUGGCGAGGAACUUCUCUCACAGGCCGGUCCGGGUUUUUUUAACCAAUAAAUAGCUGAAUGAUGGAUAGGGAGAAAUUCAAGCCUCUAGAUUAACCACUAGGUCAUUCUUUCUUCUUGUAAUUCUACCGGGAAAUAGAUUUUGUAAGCAUGUCUGUUCAAAAUGCUAAGGAUAUUUAAUUUCUUUUUAAGAGUAUUAUCAUUUUUUUUGAGAAAUCUCUCCCCCUCUCGUAUCAAGACCCAACCGAAAUAGAAUGUUUAUGAACGGCUUAUGAUUGGUCAGAUCACUGUUUAUCAAAUUUGGUUAAAUCCA
Olea europaea var. sylvestris is the source of this 1499-nucleotide messenger RNA. RefSeq names its product porphobilinogen deaminase, chloroplastic. NCBI's taxonomy places the organism in Eukaryota, Viridiplantae, Streptophyta, Magnoliopsida, Lamiales, Oleaceae. The transcript has 5 exons. Gene Ontology annotation, molecular function: hydroxymethylbilane synthase activity. Gene Ontology annotation, cellular component: cytoplasm. The record is from RefSeq and is a predicted model, not a curated record. Bases 120 to 1238 code for a protein of 372 amino acids. Gene Ontology annotation, biological process: heme biosynthetic process.